Molecule: messenger RNA, 1697 nt
Organism: Hyphopichia burtonii NRRL Y-1933
Lineage: Eukaryota; Fungi; Ascomycota; Pichiomycetes; Serinales; Debaryomycetaceae
Gene: TRP2
Product: anthranilate synthase
Exons: 2
Coding region: 45-1607 (520 amino acids)
Biological process (GO): L-tryptophan biosynthetic process
Molecular function (GO): anthranilate synthase activity
Source: RefSeq, a predicted model, not a curated record
AGAGAUAUAGUAACACUCUUACAACGAUAUUAGCAUUGGCAGAUAUGUUUUCUGAAACUCAACCAUCUUUCGAUGCAUUGAAAUCGAUAAUUGAAAAGGAUCAAUCAUCCGAAUCACCAAGACCAAACAUAUAUCCUAUAUACAAGUAUGUUGCCAGUCAAGACUUGACUGUUCACCAGGCCUACUUGAAGCUUGCAGACUUGAACAAUGAAAAACGUACUCCGUCUUUUAUGUUCGAAUCCGCAAUUCACGGUGACAGUGUGGAAAGAUAUUCAUUCAUUGGUAUUAACCCAAAGAAGAUUAUCAAAACUGGAGACGAUGAGAAAAAAUACGCAGGAGAAUACUUGAAUGUCGAUCCAAUCACUAUUUUAGAGAAGGAAUUGGCAAAAUAUAACCAAGCUGAUUUACCUGGUUUACCCAAGUUAUGUGGUGGUGCCAUUGGGUAUAUUUCGUAUGACUGUAUCAAAUAUUUUGAACCUAAAACUCGCAGACCGUUGAAAGAUGUUUUGGAAGUACCAGAAGCUGUUUUAAUGUUAUGUGACUUAAUACUUGCUUUUGAUAAUGUUUAUCAAAGAUUUCAAAUUAUUAAUAACAUUGAUCUUUCUGAUGGUAAAUUUGAUGAGACCAGCUUGAAGGAUAAGUUUGAAAAAGCAGAAAAUGAAAUUGCCCGUAUUGAAAAAUUAUUAAAGACUCACCAAACUUUAGAAGAGAUUAAUCCAAAGCAACCUCCAAUCAAGGCUAACCAAACUUUUACCUCAAACAUAGGACAAGAAGGUUAUGAAAAUCAUGUUUCCACAUUGAAAAAACACAUCUUGAAAGGUGAUAUCAUUCAAGCUGUUCCAUCUCAAAGGGUUGCUAGACCAACUUCUCUUCAUCCAUUCAAUAUUUACCGUCAUUUGAGAACUGUCAAUCCAUCUCCAUACUUGUUCUACAUUGAUCUUAUUGAUUUCCAAAUAAUAGGUGCAUCACCAGAAUUACUAGUCAAAUCUGAUACUAAAGAUAGAGUUGUUACUCAUCCAAUUGCUGGUACCAUUAAGAGAGGUAAAACUAAUGAAGAAGAUGAGGAAAAUGCAAACAUAUUGAGAGAAAGUUUGAAAGAUAGAGCUGAACACAUCAUGUUGGUUGAUUUGGCCCGUAAUGAUGUCAAUAGAAUCUGUACUCCAACCAGUAAUAACGUUGAUAGAUUAUUAACAAUUGAAAGAUUCUCUCAUGUAAUGCAUCUAGUAUCUGAAGUCAGUGGUACUUUAAGAGAAGACAAGACUAGAUUCGAUGCCUUCAGAUCCAUUUUCCCAGCAGGUACCGUCAGUGGUGCCCCUAAAGUCAAAGCCAUGGAAUUAAUUGGUGAAUUAGAAAAGGAAAAGAGAGGUAUCUACGCUGGUGCCGUGGGUCAUUGGGGCUACGAUGGUAAAACCAUGGACACUUGUAUUGCCUUAAGAACAAUGGUGUAUAAAGAUGGUAUUGCCUACUUACAAGCUGGUGGUGGUAUUGUCUUUGAUAGUGAUGAAUAUGACGAAUAUAUCGAAACCAUGAAUAAAAUGAAGGCCAAUAAUAACACCAUCGUGGAAGCCGAAAAAAUCUGGAUCCAGAAGGUUGGGAAGUUUGACUAGCCCAACAUAACUAGCUUAAUGUAUAUAACACAUAUAUAGUACAUAUAUAAUUCAUAACUUGAUUAACCGUGGUGUUGGACCCAUACCGAG